UUGCAACCCUUGAAAUUCCUUGUGUGGUAGAAUAAAAAAAACAUUUAAUCAAUAUAUAUCGCUGCCCUCAUUUAAAAAAAAAAUACCCAUUUUGGAGGAUGCUUUACAACAGCUAGGUGGAACAAGCCGUGCAAUAUUACGCAAAGACUGACAUCAUGUCUGAUAUCCAGGUAUAAGAAGAGGCUAUUUAGGGUUUAUCAGAGGAGUCCACUAGCAUGCUUGUCAACUUUGAAUUUAUGGAUGCUUCAGGAUGAAACGUCAUAGGUCCUCAAGCAGCAGUGACAGUUCUGACAAUGAGAGUCCGUCAACCUCCUUCUGUUCUUCCAACAAGUAUGGAAGCAAACCUGGAACCCCUGCGUCCAACCCAAAGAAACCGGCAGAAGUGUUCAGAAAAGACCUGAUCAGUGCUAUGAAGCUACCGGACUCCCACCAUGUCUCUCCAGAGGACUAUUACUUACUGGCAGAUACCUGGAGGCAGGAAUGGGAGAAAGGAGUUCAAGUACUCGCAAGUCCAGACACCAUCCCACAGCCUUCAGUCAGGAUUAUUGCAGAAAAGCCCAAGGAAGUGCUUUUCACUCUGCAGAAGAGGUACAUCCAGUGUUGGAGCAAAGAUUGCUCCGAGGUGGGGUGUGUCAACAUCAAGGAACUUGCGGAGAGCAUGUGUCGCUAUGACCUGGACGACAUGGACCUCUACUGGCUUCACGUGCUCAACACGGAGCUAAACCAUAUGGGUGAUGGGCCUGUUGACGAGCUGACAAUGGAGCGAGCCAUGGAGGCCCUGGAGAGGCAAUGCCAUGACAACAUGAACCACGCCAUAGAGACUGUGGAAGGGCUGGGAAUUGAAUAUGAUGAGGAUGUCAUCUGUGAUGUGUGUCGGUCCCCUGACAGUGAAGAGGGAAAUGACAUGGUGUUCUGUGACAAGUGCAACAUCUGUGUACACCAGGCCUGCUAUGGCAUAGUCAAAGUACCUAUUGGAAACUGGCUGUGCAGGACAUGUGUACUUGGCAUUGACCCACAGUGCCUUCUGUGCCCCAAAAAGGGUGGUGCAAUGAAGGCUACACGAGCAGGAACUAAGUGGGCACAUGUGAGCUGUGCCCUGUGGAUACCAGAGGUGAGCAUUGCUUGUCCAGAGAGAAUGGAGCCCAUCACCAAGGUAUCCCACAUUCCACCCAGCCGCUGGUCUCUCAUUUGCAGUCUCUGCAAAGUGAAGAUAGGUGCAUGCAUCCAGUGCUCUGUGAAGAACUGCACCACACCUUUCCAUGUGACGUGUGCCUUCGAGCACAGCUUGGAAAUGAAGACCAUUCUAGAUGAAGGAGAUGAGGUCAAGUUCAAGUCGUACUGCCUCAAGCACAGCAAAUCCAAGAUGGGAGAGCCUGGUCUGAGCCCAGCUCGCCCUAAACCCACAAGUGAGACUGAGAAGGUGGGCCAGCGGGCACAAAGGUUACUGGAGCUUGAAGAGGAGUUUCAUACUCUAAUACAGCCUGGGGAGCUGGCACAGAGCCUGGGACUCACUGAGCAUCUGAUGGACUUCAUCUACCAGUACUGGAAACUGAAGCGGAAAAGCAACUUCAACAAAGCUCUGCUGCCCCCUAAAGAGGAGGAGGACAAUCUGUUGCUGCAGCCUCAGGAGGAUAGCAUCCACACACGCAUGCGCAUGUUCAUGCACCUCCGACAGGAUCUGGAGAGGGUAAGAAACUUGUGUUACAUGGUGAGUCGGAGGGAGAAGCUGAAACUUUCCCAGAGUAAAGCCCAAGAGCAGAUGUUCAACUUACAUGUGAUGCUAAUGAACCAGGAAAUCUCUGCUGGUCUUCCUGCCUCAUUCCCUAUGGAGAGUAUGCUGUUCCGUCCUCCACCAAGGAUAACACUAAAGCUGAAGAUGCCAAAAGUGUCAAACCUGGGAAAUGGGAAGACCAGUUCCAAAUCUGGGAAUGGGCCCCUCUGUCCAGAUAACAGUGGGAAUGUUCACGAACACACUGGAGGAGGGUUGGGUCAGGGGAAGCCUCAGCUCCAAGGUCGAGGCAGGAAAGGGGAGUGCCACAAUGGCCUGCUGUCUUCCUCAAGCUUCUCCCAUAGAGAGGGCAGCACAAUGUUGCCCAUCAAACCAACUGGUAAACCCUUAGCUCUACAUGCUGCCCUUCAUGGCCACUCAUCUAAUGGUAAUGGAAAAUUUGAACAAGACCGUGGACAUGUUACCAAAGCUAAUGGCCUAAUGGAAAAGUUUGUUACCCAAAAGGAUAGUUCUUGCCAAACCCCAAACGAUAAGGGCUCCUCAAAUGAGGUGUUGGGCAGGGGGAGCCAAUCUGGCAACUUUCGUAAGUCUGCCAUGGAGCACUUCAGCAGGUCAUUCAAAGACGCUACUGUCAGCCUGGUACGGACUACAGAGGACAUGCAGCUCUCAGAUAAAAUGUCCCGCAAGGGCUCAGCCAAAGAGAAGCUGUGGCCCAAGUCCGGGUCUGAACACCAACCAAGCAACAAGCAGUCUUACCAAGAGAAUGAUGGCUACUGCCCUGACCUGGAGCUCAGUGACUCAGAACCAGAGACAAAAGGGAGGUACCCAAGGCAGGUGCGAAUAACACAGCCAGAGGGCCCAGUGGGUGACCACCGUAAAGCAGGCAGUCGGGGGAAACAAGUCCAGGGCUCCAGAAACUUGGUCCAGAGGUGACGUCUAGUUGUACAUUUCACCCACUGCCAUAACUUUCUCAAUUCCCCUCUGGCAGUCUUCCUAAGUGCCAGGACAUCCCUCUGAACACAUCACUCUCACUCUGGGCCCAGUCUGUCAGGUGCUAAUAAUCAGUGGGACAUGCUCUCAGGGACCCAAGCCAGGCCUUGAGGCUGACGGUGCUGUGUACAGAGACCUGAUGUAGGUAUUAUAUCCCAGAUCAUCGCUGAAAGAGGGUUCCUAUGUCAUCACUAUUGAGCUUGGUUUGAGAGGAGCAAACCUGUACUGUCUUCUGAGAUUAACACACUUUUUUGUCUUUCUUCAGUAACAUUACAUUUGUAACCUGCAUAUAUUUAUGAUAAACUGUCGCCUUCUAAACAUAGGUUAAACUUGGCUUUCACUAGAAUUGUACAUAUUCUUUUAGGAUGAUAUUUGAUUUGGGAUGUAAAUAAUUGGUGUAACUGAAUCAUGAAAGUUGAAUUCUACUGAUGCUUUGAACGUGAACUCAAACGUGGAAUUUAUGGUUCCUGUACAAUGUGUCCAUGUGUAGCCAUAACUUAAAACUCUGGCAUGUAAGAUGGAAAACUUGUAGUGAAUUUUAGCGUCUUCUGAAUGUAUGCUGUCUGUCGCAGUUAGCCUGUUUCCUAGGUGUGAUAAUGGUCUAACUAUUAACGACUUCUUAAGUCAUAUGUCUUCCUUUUUUUACAGGUCUGCCAUUUGUCAAGCAUGGGAGUAUUUGAAAAGAAAAACUUGUUUUUAUGUAGGAAUACAAAAUCACUGUAUUGGUCCUCUAUCAAGUUGUCUACAUUAUAACGGUCAUCUCUUGCUUUGCCAAGAGCAUGUGAUCUAAGGCAUUCAAGUUCUUGUCCCAACAGAAAAAAAGUCAGGUUAUUGGCCAGCAUAAUUGCAUUCCAGAUGUGUGUUAUACAAAAGUUAAGUACUAUAAAUACUGAUCAAGAAUCUCUGAUUAAGUAAUACAACUAUUUUGAACACGAACUCAAGAGAGAAGCCUGUCUCAGAUCAGUAGAUGACAGGUCCCAUUUUAUUCAUAGGCCCUGAAUCCAAUGCCAGAUAGUUUAAAUUUAGAUUGCAAAAGUUUUUGAAUGCACAUUGUAAAUUUUCCAGUUGUUGGAGUCACUACAUGGAGAUUAAAUUACCUGGUGUAACAGUCCACAAUGUAUUAUGUGAACUGAUCAACAGUAUGUGUAUUGCCAUCUCAAUGCCAGCAUUCUGACAAGAACACUUUACAUGAAGUUUUUUUAAGUGCUAUUUCACUUUGCUACAUUUCAUUUCCACCACAUAUCGACACACGACUUGCUGAGCAGUCAACCUCACAUCGGAUGCCCUUUGAAUAUUCAAUCUUGCAGCUGUCUUGAGGCUUUUCUCUCUGCUCUCAUGUAUGAUUCCAAACAAAGAGAAUUGCGUCUUGGAAAAACAACACAGCAUACAAAAUAAAUCCAAUAUCUGUUGCCUAACUUGAAUUUACUUGUAGGAGAAUUGUGAAAAUUACAAGUAUUUUUAGGCCAGUUAGUUGGGGAUGCAAAUAGUAUCACUGCUGAUAUCAUUGACAGCCAAAACUAAUCACUGUCUUGAUGCAACCAUAGGUGUACAUGGGCCAAAAAUUACAAAUAUGCCAAAGUGUAAUAUCGCUUUAAUUGCUGACAUACGAAUCUAACUAAUCUAUGAGUACAUGCUUCUUACUGUGUUGUUAAGCUCGGGUUGGGUGAGUUGGAAUCAAGUUUAAUAUUCGCUGCACUUAGUUGGGCGUCACAUUCCCCCCGUGCAGCAUUAAGGAAUACAGUGACGUAUUCAUUUAUGUCCAAUGAGACUCCAACAUGACUUUUUUUUUAUUGUGUUGUCUAAAUCUGCCAGCAGAAAUUACAAACACUACGAAUAUAUGUGGAUUGUAAACUGCAAAAGAGGUGCAUACUUUUAGUGUAACACAUUUUACAAUAAAACAAGGACUUAUGUAUUUUCACAUACUUUUAUGUUUUUCCUUUUGGAAAGUAUGUUUCUAAAUAAAUCCUGGAAAUACACUGAGA
Messenger RNA from Lampris incognitus (smalleye Pacific opah), 4701 nucleotides. It is a transcript of the gene jade3, whose product is annotated as jade family PHD finger 3. Gene Ontology annotation, biological process: regulation of transcription by RNA polymerase II. The coding region runs from base 251 to 2662 and encodes 803 amino acids. Gene Ontology annotation, cellular component: histone acetyltransferase complex. Lineage: Eukaryota; Metazoa; Chordata; Actinopteri; Lampriformes; Lampridae. The transcript is spliced from 12 exons. The record is from RefSeq and is a predicted model, not a curated record.